UGGAGGGCCGGGCGCAGCGGCCUCGGCCGGGGCGGGCGCAGGGCCGAGCGGACGGGGGGGCGCAGGCCCCCCGGGCGGCCGCGGCCACUCCCCCCUCCCCCCCCCACCCCGGGUCGGCGCGGCGGGGGAGGCGGAGGAUGGAAACACCCUUCUACGGCGAUGAGGCGCUGAGCGGCCUGGGCGGCGGCGUCAGUAGCAGUGGCGGCGGUGGUAGCUUCGCGUCCCCGGGUCGCCUGUUUCCCGGGGCGCCCCCGACGGCGGCGACUGGCAGCAUGAUGAAGAAAGACGCGCUGACGCUGAGCCUGAGCGAGCAGGUGGCGGCGGCGCUCAAGCCCACGGCCGCGCCGCCCCCGGCCCCCCUGCGCACCGACGGCGCCCCAGGCACGGCGCCCCCCGACGGCCUCCUCGCGUCGCCCGACCUGGGGCUGCUCAAGCUCGCCUCGCCCGAGCUCGAGCGCCUCAUCAUCCAGUCCAACGGGCUGGUCACCACCACUCCGACGAGCACUCAGUUCCUCUACCCCAAGGUGGCGGCCAGCGAGGAGCAGGAGUUUGCCGAGGGCUUCGUCAAGGCCCUGGAGGACUUGCACAAGCAGAACCAGCUGGGCACGGGCGCGGCCUCCGCAGCUGCGGCCGCCGGGGGACCCUCGAGCACGGCUGCGGGCACCGCGCCUCCUGGCGAACUGGCCCCGGCGGCAGCCACGCCCGAGGCGCCCGUCUACGCGAACCUGAGCAGCUACGCGGGUGGCACCGGGGGUUCGGGGGGUGCUGCGACGGUCGCCUUCACCGCCGAGCCUGUACCCUUCCCUCCACCGCCGCCCCCCGGCGCACUGGGGCCGCCCCGCCUGACCGCGCUCAAGGAUGAGCCGCAGACGGUGCCCGACGUGCCAAGCUUCGGCGAGAGCCCGCCGUUGUCGCCCAUCGACAUGGACACGCAGGAGCGCAUUAAGGCGGAGCGCAAGCGGCUGCGCAACCGCAUCGCUGCCUCUAAGUGCCGCAAGCGCAAGCUGGAGCGCAUCUCGCGCCUCGAGGAGAAAGUGAAGACGCUCAAGAGCCAGAACACGGAGCUGGCGUCCACAGCGAGUUUGCUGCGGGAGCAGGUGGCGCAGCUCAAGCAGAAGGUCCUCAGCCACGUCAACAGCGGCUGCCAGCUGCUGCCCCAGCACCAGGUGUCCGCGUACUGAGCCCGCGCGCGGGGCGCAUGCGCGGCCCCCCUCCCGGGGAGGCGGGCUCGAGUUGGGGGUGGACGUGGGCGCCCCGGACUCGGAGAGGGCGCGGUCCCCGGGACACCCCCCCCACACC
Lontra canadensis (Northern American river otter) is the source of this 1299-nucleotide messenger RNA. It is a transcript of the gene JUND, whose product is annotated as JunD proto-oncogene, AP-1 transcription factor subunit. The transcript has a single exon. Gene Ontology annotation, molecular function: DNA-binding transcription factor activity, RNA polymerase II-specific; RNA polymerase II cis-regulatory region sequence-specific DNA binding; transcription factor binding. The record is from RefSeq and is a predicted model, not a curated record. Lineage: Eukaryota; Metazoa; Chordata; Mammalia; Carnivora; Mustelidae. Gene Ontology annotation, cellular component: transcription regulator complex. The coding region runs from base 138 to 1181 and encodes 347 amino acids. Gene Ontology annotation, biological process: regulation of transcription by RNA polymerase II; regulation of cell cycle; regulation of cell population proliferation.